This is a messenger RNA of Athalia rosae (coleseed sawfly), 2182 nucleotides long. RefSeq lists its product as uncharacterized. The coding region runs from base 114 to 2075 and encodes 653 amino acids. The record is from RefSeq and is a predicted model, not a curated record. The transcript is spliced from 4 exons. NCBI's taxonomy places the organism in Eukaryota, Metazoa, Arthropoda, Insecta, Hymenoptera, Athaliidae.
GUAAAUUUCGUGGUGUCUCAAGCUUAUAUAAAAGACUGCGAAUUCAAUGUGCAGUGGCAAUUUUGGGGGCCACGACCUUCUUGUAAUAUAGCUUCCAUAUUUGUAAACGUGGCAUGGAAAUGAAGAGAGUGUCGACUUUUAUUUUGAUCUUCAUCAUUAAGAUAUGCCAUGCACAAAAUGCCAAUGAUUCGUUACAGGAAUACACCUGUGACGAUGAUGAUUACUGCUUAACGGGCACUAUCAAAAUAAUAUCUGUGGAAUCGUCAGACAACGACUGGAUCAGUGUAAAUAGGGAUGGCGAAAACUUGACAGUGACUCUGGAAAAGCCCUUGGAUUGGGGUAUUGGGACUCAUAUGAGCUUCUUCUAUGCAACACGUGACAAUCCGGAACCUCAACCGUGGUACGCGGAAAAUAGUGUCUGUGUCAGAUAUUUAUCGAGUCGCACGAAUUCGCUGAGAACAAAACCGGUCCGUAUGCUGAUUCCAUGGAACCAGGGUUGCCCUGUCCCAGCGGGACAAUACACAGCUAUCAGGGAAUAUAAAGGACCAUUCUCACUAUACGAUCAACCGCCGUCUUGUGAUGAAUUCAACCUAACAGUGACCUUUGGGGAGCUCUGGGCGUAUGAAAAUUUUACUCUGAAGAUCAUUGCCAACGUCAUGGUCGAUAAUACUCUCGACUGUGAGCGCCAAUUAACACCUACGUCUGAACCAGGUCUUGUUACAGAAACAGAGACAAAUUCUCAACCUGGGUCAGGGGAAACAACUAAGACCCAACCAGGACUGGCAGAGACAACUACAAAAUCCCAAUCGGAAUGGGGAGAGCCAACAACAGAAUCCCAACCAGGAUGGGGAGAGACGACGACAAAUUCUCAACCAGGAUGGGGAGAGAUGACGACAAAUUCACAACCAGGAUGGGAAGAGACAACUACAAAAUCCCAAUCGGAAUGGGGAGAGCUAACAACAGAAUCCCAAUCGGAAUGGGGAGAGCCAACAACAGAAUCCCAACCAGGUUGGGGAGAGACGACGACAAAUUCUCAAUCAGGUUGGGGAGGGACAACUGAAAAAUCCCAAUCGGAAUGGGGAGAGCCAACAACAGAAUCCCAACCAGGAUGGGGAGAGAUGACGACAAAUUCACAACCAGGAUGGGAAGAGACAACUACAAAAUCCCAAUCGGAAUGGGGAGAGCCAACAACAGAAUCCCAAUCGGAAUGGGGAGAGCCAACAACAGAAUCCCAACCAGGUUGGGGAGAGACGACGACAAAUUCUCAAUCAGGUUGGGGAGGGACAACUGAAAAAUCCCAAUCGGAAUGGGGAGAGACUACUCCAGAUUCUCAAUCAGGAUCUGGGGAAAUAGAAACUCUGACCACUGUAUUUCCGGCAUUAUCGGAAGAAGACAUGAAUUGCCUACAUAUUUACAAAUGGAUGAGCAACGUGACAAUUUAUCCUUCUUAUUAUUACCGAAAUUGGUAUAACUGGGGUAUGCAAAAGAAUUGUUUUCCAGAUGGAUGGAGUUAUGAAUCAGUCAUUGCAUUUAUCAGAAGCAAGAAUUCUAGAAACAACGACAUAGGUAUAGAUGGGCAACAACCAACGGACUCAGAAAUGCCAAAUGACCAGUUGGGGACUAUCAUUAAUUGUCCGAAUAUUUAUGGAUGGUUUACUGAUUUGACACUCUAUCCGGCUCAUUAUUACAGAAAUUGGUAUGACUGGGGAGUGCGAAAUAAGUGUUUCACACUCGAUUGGAGUUAUGAAUCGCUCAUCAAGUAUCUCAAGAGCAAUAAUUCUGAAAAUGAUAAAAAAGACGACGGAGAGCAAGAAACAUCGACGCCAGGUUCUCGGCUAGCGAAAAUCAUAAAUUGUCUGUACGUGUACGGAUGGUUUAAUGAUCUAACACUUUACCCGUCUCAUUAUUACAAAAAUUGGUACGAUUGGGGAGUCCAAAACUACUGCUUCCCAUUAGGAUGGAGUUACGAAGCAGUCAUAUUAUACAUUGGAGGCAAUACGACUGCAAUAAGCUUCGAAGACACAUCUUCGGGGGCAAUGGAAGUUACAGUAAAUAGCAAGCCAGUUGAUUUAUAGAAUUCACUAGCGGCUCCCUUACAAUGCAUUAAAAUAAUGUGGCAAUCGAUAAAAUAAUGUAAUAAGUUUCACAUUCGCAGUUUUAUCAUUAAAUCACUUUACCCGCA